This is a messenger RNA of Vicia faba (fava bean), 492 nucleotides long. The record is from the annotation of a GenBank genome assembly. NCBI's taxonomy places the organism in Eukaryota, Viridiplantae, Streptophyta, Magnoliopsida, Fabales, Fabaceae.
AUGAAGAUCAGUCAAAAUGAGAUUGUGGAGGAGAAUGUCUCAAAUGAUACUCCGACUGAUUCAGACGACGAAAAUCACAACCGGAGAGUGGUGAAAGUGGUGUAUAAGGCGUUAUUACGCGACAGUGGCGAGACAGAGAAGCUAUCAAAAGUGGUAGGGAAAGAAUUGGAAUGGAGGUACCAUGGACCUCCUCAUUGCCAACACAUGAUGAAAAAGUUGACCGGCGAGUCAACACAGAGGAGCUUCAAGUUUAGGCCAAGGAGAAUGAGGAGUGUUAAGGGUGACCGUUUGAUUGUUGAAGGAUGGGAAGAUGUAGGGGAGUAUUGGGUGCAUGUGUGGAGGGUGAAGGAUGGGAUUAUUACUCAAUUGCGUGAAUAUUUCAACACUUUGUUAACUGUGGUUUCUGAGGAGAGUAAUGAGGUUAGGGUUUGGAGGAGCACUCCUUGGGCUAGAGUUCAAGGGUCUUUGCCAGAUCUUGUGCUUUCCAUAUAA